AUGCCCGAGACCAAGCGCCCAGAAGCCGGCUCCCCUCCCCCCUCCUCCGGUCCGCUCACCCAGGCACCUCCCGACCUGGCCCCUCUCCUCGCCUGCGGCCCAGAGAACACACCGCCUGCUCCGGAAGCGCGGGCAGCUCGCCCCACCACCACGCCCCCGAAGCUCAACUCUUCGAGUCCCCGGAAGUGGGCGGGCGCGCGACCCCGCCGAGACCCCAAGGCCGGCUGGCUCGUCGGCCCCGGGGGAGAGCCGGCUAUCUCUCCCGGCCUCAGAGGCGCAAUCGCCGCGACCCCGCCCUGCGGGCGCCGGCCCAGCGCCGCGGCCAUGCCCAGCUCGGAGCUGUGGGCGGUGGAUCUCCUCGGGAGGGUGUUCACGCUGUCCACAGCCGGGCAGCUCUGGGAGCUGUGCAGGGACGCCCAGCUGGAGUUCAAGCGGGUCAGUGCGGCCGCGCCGUGCUGCUGGGGCAUCGCCUGUGACAACCAGGUGUACGUGCACGUGGGCGCCAGCGACGUCCCCAUCCGCUGCCGGGAGGAGGCCUAUGAGAAUCAGCGCUGGAACCCCGUGGGCGGCUUCUGUGAGACGCUCCUGCCGAGUGACCGCUGGCCGUGGAGCGACGUGAGUGGGCUCCAGCACCGGCCGCUGGAUGGGGUGGCGCUGCCCUCGCCGCAUUGGGAGUGGGAGUCGGACUGGUACGUGGAUGAGAAUUUUGGAGGGGAACCCACAGAGAAAGGGGUAGGUGCACUCGGGUCCCGCCGGGGCUCCCCCGCGGGGAGGGAGCGCCUCGGGCUCGGCCCGUCCCCCCAGUGCUAUCCCCAGCGCCCCGUGGCAGCAGACCUCAGCCUGGGCCCCGCGCGCUCCCCGCUUGCCGGGCCGGGUCCAUGGGGGUGA
Messenger RNA from Physeter macrocephalus (sperm whale), 888 nucleotides. Its product is annotated as tectonin beta-propeller repeat-containing protein 1-like. The transcript is spliced from 5 exons. Bases 1 to 888 code for a protein of 295 amino acids. The record is from RefSeq and is a predicted model, not a curated record. Gene Ontology annotation, cellular component: lysosomal membrane; autophagosome membrane. Gene Ontology annotation, biological process: autophagosome maturation. Lineage: Eukaryota; Metazoa; Chordata; Mammalia; Artiodactyla; Physeteridae. Gene Ontology annotation, molecular function: phosphatidylinositol-3-phosphate binding.